Messenger RNA from Dichomitus squalens LYAD-421 SS1, 795 nucleotides. RefSeq names its product acetoin reductase family protein. Lineage: Eukaryota; Fungi; Basidiomycota; Agaricomycetes; Polyporales; Polyporaceae. Bases 1 to 795 code for a protein of 264 amino acids. The record is from RefSeq and is a predicted model, not a curated record. The transcript has 8 exons. Gene Ontology annotation, molecular function: oxidoreductase activity, acting on the CH-OH group of donors, NAD or NADP as acceptor.
AUGAGCGCCCUGACGUCGAACGGAAAGCGGGUUGUAAUCAUAACGGGAGCUGCCGAGGGCAUUGGGCGAAGCAUCGCGCUUAGGCUUGCGAAGGACGGCUUCGACUUGGGCCUAUUCGAUCUGCCUAGGGCGAAAGACCGACUGGAGGAGGUCGUACAUGAGGUGCAGAGCGAGCAUAAGACGCGGGUCGUGACCAUGUUUGGGGACGUUUCGAAGGAGGACGACGUCCAACGACUAGUUGAGACGGUCGUGCAGGAGCUUGGGGAGCUCUACGCGAUGAUCGCGAACGCGGGUGUGGCGAUCAAUCGUGUCCUGCAUGAAACGCCCACCGAGGAGCUUGAUCGACUACUCAACAUCAAUGUCAAAGGGGUGUUCUUCUCGUACAAGUAUGCAGCGAUUCAGCUCAUCAAGCAAGGCAAAGGCGGGCGUAUCAUCGGCGCAGCGUCCGUUGCCAGCAAGAAGGGACUCCCGGAACAUGCUGUGUACUGCGCGACGAAGUUCGCCGUCCGGGGUCUGACUCAAUCCGCCGCGCUGGACUACGGCAAAUACGGAAUCACGGUGAAUGCAUAUGCCCCUGGUGCUAUCGAUACUUCGCUUCUCAAUGACCUCGAUGAAUACCACGUGAACGUCGACGGACAGCCGAAGGGUGCAUGGAAGAACUCGUUCCAGAGCCCGCUUGGACGGAUCGGGCAGCCGGAGGACGUCGCCAAGCUCGUGUCUUUCCUAGUCUCCGACGAAGCCUCCUACAUAACCGGACAAUCUUACCUCGUCGACGGAGGGUUGCAUUUCGAUUGA